AUGACAGCGAUUGGUGUUCCUAUCAAAAUUUUGCAUGAGGCUGAAGGCCAUGUCGUUACAUUGGAAACAACGAUUGGAGAGGUGUAUCGUGGGAAAUUGAUUGAAGCCGAAGAUAAUAUGAACUGUCAGAUGAGUGAAGUUACAGUAACAUAUCGAGAUGGACGAACUCACCAUUUAGAUAAUGUCUUCAUUCGGGGAUCGAAAAUCCGUUUUAUGAUUUUGCCUGAUAUGUUAAAAAAUGCACCAAUGUUUAAGAACAUUGGUCGUGCACAAAAGGGUGCUGUUGGUAUGGGAAUGGGUGACAAUCGUGAUGGACGUGGUCUUCGAGGACGUGGAACGGCAUUUCGAGGGCGCGCUGCCUCGCGUGGUAAUCAACGUCCUGGUGGAGUACCUCGGCCUCAGUUUCGAGGGUGA
Molecule: messenger RNA, 414 nt
Organism: Thelazia callipaeda (thelaziosis nematode)
Lineage: Eukaryota; Metazoa; Nematoda; Chromadorea; Rhabditida; Thelaziidae
Source: the annotation of a GenBank genome assembly